Molecule: messenger RNA, 1056 nt
Organism: Heterostelium album PN500
Lineage: Eukaryota; Evosea; Eumycetozoa; Acytosteliales; Acytosteliaceae
Gene: gacA
Product: Rho GTPase-activating protein
Exons: 5
Coding region: 1-1056 (351 amino acids)
Biological process (GO): signal transduction
Molecular function (GO): GTPase activator activity
Source: RefSeq, a predicted model, not a curated record
AUGAGACUUUUUGGAGAAACAUCAACAAGUAAUAGUAAAACAGAUAAAACACCAUCGAAAGAAAAGAUGGGAUCAUCGUCAUCAAAAUCAUCACACAACUCUGGAACAGCACCAUCGUUUUCAGCACCAACAGCAAUAGACUAUAGAUCGAAACCACUGAUCGAAGAAAUUGGAACGGCAAACAAUGGUGGUAUCGAAGUUUCAAAGAGUAUACUGGAUUUCAAUCUGGGCGAACGUCCAUGUCCACUUAAGGUGGUGGUUCAGGAUCAAUUCACACUGGUCAACCUAAAUAAAUCAAAGAUGAAAUUCAACUUUGAGCCGUCGCUGCCCAAAGAGUUUCAGUUGUCGUUCAGUCCGUCGUCGGGCUCGGUCGACAAGGGCAAGUCAAAGAUCAUCAAGAUUAAGUUGAUCGUCAAUCAAAAGAUCAAUGCAAAUCACAAGGUUGUGCUGCGAGUCGAAGGUGGUGUCAGCCAUUUCCUCACCGUGAAGAUACGUUGCGAAACCGGAGUGUUUGGUGUUGAUCCCGCCACUCUGGAGAUGGUCGAAGACGUCGGAUGUCGCGUGCCAUCGAUUCUCGUCGCAAUGAAGCGUUCACUCAUUGAAUACGGUGGUUUGGAGCAAGAGGGUAUAUUCCGUUUGGCAGGUGAGCAAACUGAAAUCAAGAGAAUCAAAGAAUCGAUGAAUAAGAAUGAAUUCAACUCUAGCAACGAUAUAAAUACUGUAGCAUCAUUAAUUAAGAUUUGGUAUAGAGAAUUACCAACACCAAUAUUAAAUUCAAUUCCAACAGAAAAGAUUUUCCAUUGUAACGAUGUUGAUGAAUGUGUCGAUGCAGUCAACAAACUACCAGAGAUGCAAAAGAAUUUAUUGGAUUGGCUAAUGAAUCUAUUGCUUCAUGUUGCAUCUCAUUCGAAUGUAAAUAAAAUGACACUUCAGAAUUUAGCAAUUGUUGUUGCACCAAAUCUCUAUGAUGUAUCAAGUUCAAAUCCAAUGGAAGGUUUAGUUUUAUCACAAAAAUGUGUACAAUUUCUACACAAUACUAGGACUACUCCUUCUUAA